This is a messenger RNA of Kuraishia capsulata CBS 1993, 1110 nucleotides long. RefSeq lists its product as uncharacterized. The record is from RefSeq and is a predicted model, not a curated record. Bases 1 to 1110 code for a protein of 369 amino acids. Lineage: Eukaryota; Fungi; Ascomycota; Pichiomycetes; Pichiales; Pichiaceae. The transcript has a single exon. Gene Ontology annotation, molecular function: oxidoreductase activity, acting on the CH-OH group of donors, NAD or NADP as acceptor.
AUGGCUACAGUAUUGGUGUCGGGAGCUAGUGGCUUCAUAGCUCUCCACAUUGUGGACAUACUUCUCAAGAAAGGUUACACUGUAAUCGCUACCGUGCGGACCACGGAAGAGGCUGUUGCCCUGCACGCCAAAUUCGAGCAGAUCCAUCCGGGAGCCAAGCUCACCUUCGAGAUUGUACCCAAUAUUGCUGCCAAUUUUGCGUUCGAAGAUGCUCUCAGAGGCCAUCCCGAGAUCGAGUAUGUGAUACACACCACCAGCAUAGCCUUUGGGGUUGGAGAGGAUGCAGAAUCAGUUUUCUUGAAGCCUGCAGUUAAUAGUACCGUAAACAUGUUUGCGUCGAUUAAGAAGUGGGGAAAAAGCGUGAGACACGUGGUUUUUACGUCUUCUCUGGCUGCCAUUAUGCUCACUGACAAGAUUCAGGACUCGGGUUUCGUCCACACGGAAGAAACCUGGAACGACAUGGACUGGGAUGAGGCAAAGACCAAUCAGACGAGUGCAUAUUGUGCAGCAAAGACCCUGGCAGAAAGGGCUGCAAGAGAAUUUGUGAGAAAGGAGGAUGUUAAAUUUACACUCUCAACUGUCAAUCCUACCUAUGUUCUUGGACCUCAACUGUUCCAGGAAGCCCAAGCAGACAAGUCUCUGAACGCAGCAUCUCAAUUGAUUAACCAGGCUCUCAAUUUGGAUCCCUCUUCCAAUGGUCCAUUUGACAGCCCUUCCGGGCUGGCAGUUGACGUAAGAGACGUUGCUCUGUUUCAUGUACUUCCUCUGGAGGACCCUGAAAAAUUUGCCAAUUCCAGACUCUUCAUGGCCCAGAGCAAGUUCUGUCUCCAGACAAUUCUCGAUGUGAUCAGAAGAAACUUUCCUGAGCUGCAAAGUCAAGUUCCCAAAGGCGACUCAAAGGCUGGAGAAGAUGUUUUGAAAACGACAGUAAUGAACUUCGAUAACUCCAAGACUCUGGAGCUUGCGGAUGCUACUCUAAUCUCAUUUGAAAAAACCAUUUGCGAUUCAGUUAGGCAGGUCAUUGAUAGCAGAAGAGAUCGAGCAGAUUUGAGAGCAAAUGCUGCCAAAGCGGACGCUACGAAUGUUGAGCCGGAGGCUACUUCUGCUUAG